Oryza sativa Japonica Group (Japanese rice) is the source of this 1865-nucleotide messenger RNA. RefSeq names its product L-type lectin-domain containing receptor kinase IX.1. Lineage: Eukaryota; Viridiplantae; Streptophyta; Magnoliopsida; Poales; Poaceae. Gene Ontology annotation, biological process: protein phosphorylation. Gene Ontology annotation, cellular component: plasma membrane. The record is from RefSeq and is a predicted model, not a curated record. Gene Ontology annotation, molecular function: protein tyrosine kinase activity; carbohydrate binding; ATP binding.
CUUGCUCUCCCUUGUGAACACAGAGUACACUCCUCUAAACUACCAAGUCUCACUUAAGUCGACGGCCUCCACACUUCAGUGAAUCCACUCCCCAAUUAGGAAGACUCUACGCACUGACUCGUUGCUCCAAGUCAAGCUGGUAUCACCGUGCGCACCGACGCCGGCCGGCCGCGGCGGCGAUGGCUGGCUUUCCGCUGAUCACAUCAGCGAUCACUUGCGCAGUGGGCAUCAUCUUCUUCUCCGUUUGCUACCUGCAUCCGGCACCGGUCGCCGCCUUGUACUUCAACUACUCCACCUUCAGCCAGGACGACGGGAACACCAUCAGACUCGAAGGCGACGCCUCCUUCGGCGACGGGUGGAUCGACAUCAGCGCCAACAGGUACGGCCACAGGGGACACAGCAAAGGCCGGGCAUCGUACAGCGCCCGGCCGAUGCUCCUCUGGAGCAGGGACACCGGCGAGGUUGCCAGCUUCACCACGCGCUUCUCCUUCAACAUCACCCCGCCCAAAGAGGACGGCGGCAUCGACAACAAGGGCACCGGCAUGGCCUUCUUCCUCGCCGCCUACCCGUCCAUGCUCCCGAGCGGGGUCGAUGAGCUCGGCUACAACAUCGGUCUCACCGACCAAGGCCCGGACGCCGUGGCGACUGGCGACAGCCGGUUCGUCGCGGUGGAGUUCGACACCUUCAACAACACCAUGGUGCACGACCCCGACGCCACCUACGACCACCUCGGCAUCGAUGUCAACUCAGUCGUGUCCAACAAGACCUUGACCUUGCCCAGCUUCACCCUCGUCGGGAACAUGACCGCCGUCGUCGAGUACGACAACGUCUCCAGCAUCCUGGCCAUGAGGCUGCACCUCGGCUAUGGGCUUAGUGGCCCCCGUCACCGGCCGGAUUACAACCUUAGCUACAAGGUUGACCUCAAGAGCGUGCUGCCGGAGCUGGUCUCCGUUGGCUUCUCCGCCUCCACGACCACAUCCUUUGAGCUGCAUCAGCUGCAUUCAUGGUAUUUCAGCUCAUCGUUGGAACCAAAGGCCGCGGUGCGUGGCAGAGUUGUAGCGGGAGCCACCGUUGGCACGGUAAUGUUCGUCAUACUCCUCUUCGCCAUGGUAGCAGUCCUUGUACGACAACGUCAGAGCAAGAAGAGGGAGACAGAGGAGGCAAAGAACGGAGGCAUGGAUGGCAGCGACGACGACGAUGACGACGACGGCGAGACCAUCGUAGAGAUCGAGAUGGGGACGGGGCCAAGGCGAUUUCCAUACUACGAACUUGUCGAGGCGACCAAGAGUUUCGCGGCGGAGGAGAAGCUUGGGCAAGGCGGUUUCGGCACAGUGUAUCGGGGCUACCUCAGAGAGCAGGGCCUCGCCGUCGCCAUAAAGAGAUUCACCAAAGAUUCCUCCAAGCAAGGCAGGAAGGAGUACAAGUCAGAGAUCAAGGUCAUAAGCCGUCUGCGCCACCGCAAUCUCGUGCAGCUCAUCGGCUGGUGCCAUGGCCACGACGAGCUCCUUCUUGUUUACGAGCUCGUCCCCAACCGUAGCCUCGACAUCCAUCUCCACGGCAAUGGCACCUUCCUCACAUGGCCAAUGAGGUUAUUAACUCUUGCUAAUUUUGUCUUAAUCUUUGUAGUGUCAACUUAAUUGGCGAACAUAUUGUCAAAUUUUACUCAGGUUUACGAACUUGCUAAGUGCACAUCGAGAUCUCUAAACUUGGUUUAGAGUAUCAUCUCGGUCCAAAGCCGCGUUUGACCGUGCUCUUGCCUAUGUGACACGCCACAUAGACGAUGACAUGGAAUUUUUUUUCUCCUUUUUCUUUUUUUUUUCUCCUGCGCAACCGAAUCGUUAACCAUGUUCCCUUAUACAGUUUCG